Salvelinus sp. IW2-2015 is the source of this 2670-nucleotide messenger RNA. It is a transcript of the gene ndel1a, whose product is annotated as nudE neurodevelopment protein 1-like 1a. Gene Ontology annotation, molecular function: microtubule binding. Lineage: Eukaryota; Metazoa; Chordata; Actinopteri; Salmoniformes; Salmonidae. Gene Ontology annotation, cellular component: centrosome; kinesin complex; kinetochore. Gene Ontology annotation, biological process: chromosome segregation; microtubule nucleation; vesicle transport along microtubule. The record is from RefSeq and is a predicted model, not a curated record.
GAAUCACAGCAUCAACAGUUUCCUCCAAGCACAGAACCACCAGGCGGGACGACUACGUUGGACUGAAAACCAUCGAAAGGGGGCGAGACAUCGAAUGGAAAUGUUCAGAUCUACAUGUAUACCAUGGACACUGAUAUGAUUCCAAAAUUCUCCUCGAAAGACGAGGAGAUUAACUUCUGGAAGGCUCUUUCCCUCAAGUACAAGAAAAAUUGCCAGGAGGCCCAGGAGGAGCUGCUGGAGUUUCAGGAGGGCAGCAGAGAGCUGGAGGCAGAGCUGGAAACCCAGCUGGGGCAGGCUGAGCACCGCAUGAGAGACCUACACUCUGAGAACAGCAGGCUCAAGAACGAGGUGGACUCACUCAAGGAGAAACUGGAGCAGCAGUAUGCCCAAAGCUACAAACAGAUCAACAUGCUGGAGGGUGACCUGGGUCAGACCCGGGGCAUCAAGGAGCAGCUCCACAAAUACGUCCGGGAACUGGAGCAGUCCAACGACGACCUGGAAAGAGCCAAGAGGGCUACGAUUGUGUCCCUGGAGGAUUUUGAGCAGCGUCUGAACCAGGCCAUCGAAAGGAAUGCCUUCCUGGAGAGUGAGCUUGAUGAGAAAGAGUCCCUCCUGGUCUCAGUGCAGAGAUUAAAAGAUGAGGCCAGAGACCUAAGACAGGAGCUCGCCGUCCGAGAGCGAAAUACGGACUUGACCAGGAUGUCGGCACCCGCCUCGCCCACCCAGGAGGACAACGACAAGAUGGAUUCCUCUGUCCAGGCCUCACUGUCUCUCCCCGCCACGCCACUCGCCAAUAGUCUGGACAACGCCUUCGCCAACCCAACAGAGUUGUCAAACGGCCUUGGUAACUCACUAACUCCCUCUGCCAGAAUAUCAGCACUCAACAUCGUAGGUGACCUGCUUCGGAAAGUAGGGGCUCUGGAGUCUAAGCUGGCAGCCUGCAGGAACUUUGCCAAGGACCAGAAAGCCAGAAAAUCUUACGCCAUCACGGAAAACGGGAACGUGAUCAACGGCAACACAGCCAAGUUCUCCCAUACCCUCCACAUGACGUCGUCGUACUACGACAAAACCAGGAGAGAGAGGGUCAUAUUCCCUGCAUUACUUCUGGGUAAUGGUCUUCCUCCUCCGAUGCUGAUGAUGUGUGGGGAACAGGGCGGUGAACGGCAUGGACCCUGGCACCCUGACAGCCAUCACAGCACCCCCCGCUCCCUCCUCCCCUGGCCUCCUGCCUCUCAUCAUGUGACAGAUACCACACCCCAAUUUAAUCUCCCCCUGCACACACAAACACCCUGCCAAUGGACAAGGCUAUAUCCUUAAACAGAAAGCAUUGUGAUGACUUCAAACAAGAGAACGCACAUGAAAAUGGCUAGCACUAUUAAACACUUUUCACAUACUGUAAUACUGGCCCCUUUUUGCAGCCACUGCGUAUUCACAGGCUGUCUGUGUAAUUCUGGCCCUUUAGUGCUUGUGCUUUGGUCCUACUGUACAUGUGGCUCACAGUUUAUAUGUACUCGCUAAUUGUUUACUGCUUGUACAUAUAGCCCACUCUACACAGACACCCAAAGAGAAGGUGCAUCCAAAGAGACGGUAUUUAUGUAGGAUCCUAUCCUCUCUGCAGUCAUUUUUCAAAUCUUUAGUUUAGACAGAAAAAACACACGUUAUGCAAUUGAAAUUGUGACACAGUGAGGGUUUCCGAUAUACAUGUUACUGUAAUUUUAUUUAACUGUUACGAUUUAUCAGAGAUGGUGUAGCAAGUGAAAGAAUAUAGAUUAGCCAGAGUCUACAGAAGAAGCAAGAUGUCUGGAUUACUGUAACACAUUCAUCUAGCAGCAUUGCCUCAGACAAUGCAGAGGCCCUCUCUAACUCUCCACACCUUUUGACAUUUCUUAUAAAUGGAAACUAGGGUUAAUGGAUUGGCAGCUGGCACACGUGUGUAGAUGUGUUUAAUAGCCUGGAACGGUCCUUCACCACGUGGACCUGCUCCUAACAAGCUGACUUAUUGUCCGUCACUAAAGGUGGUUUAAAUCUCUUGUGUCGACCUCGUAUGCCUUUCUGACCUUGAGUCUAAAUUCAGUAGCCAUCUGAAGAAUUUAAUGUUACAGUUUUGUUUUUAUUUAUGUAAUGUGUUCAAAUUAAAAUGCAUUGUUUUAGACCUGUUCAAAAGGGAUGGUGAAGGAAAAUACUCAUUGUGUCGUUGUGUUCUGGGCUACUUAGUCUCAGCUCAGUUUAACCGUAUGACAACGUGCACUGUAUUGGUCAUAUUGAUCAUUAUUUAUAGAUGUCCACUUGAGUGGUGCUGUCAUGGUGUUUUAGACCACUUUUGCCAGUAUUCAAUUUUUGGAUAUUAACUCCGAGUCUUUCAUUUUCGGUGUUGAAUUUUCACUGGUAUCUUAUUGUAUUUAAAAUAUCACACAACCCUGUGUUAGCAACCUAUAUUGUAAGUUAAGAGCACUUUAUCCAGUGCAAGUAUUUUCACAUUAUUCUAUCAGUUUUAUUCAAGUGCAAUAUUGCCUGUUUGUAUGUUUUGUUUAUUCAUUUUAUGGCAUGAUGUGUUCAAAUAUAUAGGAUGUGAUUAUACAUCAAUUAGUCAUAUAUCAUGAUGUAGGAUCCGUUGUCUUAAAAUGUUGAGAAAAUAAAUAAAUAAAGCCAUUCUUCUUAUUGUUUUUAAAA